AUGUUCUCGCCUGAACUCGCUUUGCUCGCGGGCAUCGCGAUCUUCUCUGCUUACUGCGUCUCGUUCAUGCGCGACACAAAGGCCCCCUGCCCCCUGGUCCACCCGGCAUUCCCCUACUCGGCAAUCUGUUUCAGCUGGACGCUCUACGCCCACAUCCCACGGUAUUACUACAAGUGGGCGGCCAAGUAUGGCCCAAUUUUCUCUAUCAAGCUCGGCCUACAGCGGCUCAUCGUGCUAAGCUCUGCCGAGGUGGCGGAUGAGCUUCUCGUCACGCGCAGCAAGCUAUAUUCCAGCCGCCCCGAUAUGCAUGUUGCGAGUGGCCUCGUGAGUGACGGUCAACGGAUGGUCUUAAUGUCAAACAACAGGGAGUUCAAGAUUGCUAGGCGAACAGUAUCAGGCAUACUUUCGCCUGCGCCCUCCAGGAAGUGGCGCAAUAUGCAGGAUUUCGAAUCACGCGUCAUACUGCAAGAUCUGCUCGAUCACGCCGAUACCAGUAUUACCGAGACUUUCACUGAGGGCCCAAAUGGCAAAGUCCCAGAGCGGCACUGGUACUCGAUCUUCAGAAGAUACACUACGAGCGUUGUGAUGCUACUCUCGUAUGGCAUGCGAAUGAACCGCAUUCUUGACAAUCCGGACCUGCACAAAGUCUACGAGGUCAUGUCAAACUUUGCCCACGUUUCCGAACCAGGCAGCUUCCUUGCGGAUGCGUUCCCCAUCUUGCGAUGGCUGCCCGACAUACUGGCUCCAUGGCGCAAGGAAGGCCGCCGGAUGCACGAAACGGAGAUGGGGCUGUGGGGCAAACUGCUCAAAGAGUGCAACGAGGACGUAACGAAGGGGGCUGCACGCACAGGAUUUGUACCGGAUUAUCUCCGCGCGCGUGCAGAGGCCGGACUUGGCGAGCUCCCAGGAAAUGGUGCCACAGACGAUGGUGGUUGGAUGCGCGACAAGUUCCUCGCGUAUACGGCCGCCUCGGUACUCGAAGCAGGUUCGGACACGAGCUCGACUGCGAUGUUCAUAUUCAUCUUGUUCAUGCUGAACAAUCCGAAUGCGCUGCGCCGCGCCCAGGAGGAGAUGGACAGGGUUGUAGGACUAGAUCGGAUGCCUGGCUGGGAGGACGAGGAUAGGCUGCCCUGGCUUGUCGCCUGCAUCAAGGAGACCCUCCGUAUUCGACCGCCGAUUGCCUCGGUUCCUCAUGCGGUCGAAGAGGAGGAUGUCUACAAGGGUUACUUCAUUCCCACAGGCUCAAUAGUGGUCGGUAACAUCCACGGGAUUCAUAUGGACCCUGCACGGUACCCCGAUCCUUUCGCGUUCAACCCCGAGCGGUUCUACAACGCGGAUAAGGGGCUGCAGUGCAACAGCGGCCCAGAUUCUCAGAAUCGUUCCAACUAUAUGUUCGGGUGGGGUCGACGAUUCUGUCUGGGUAAACAUGUGGCAGAGGCGUCGAUCUUCAUCGUGCUCUCGAGGCUGGUAUGGGGCAUCGACUUCUAUGCACCGGUGGACACCCACACGGGAAACCCUAUCCUUCCGGAUGCGCUCGACGAGAUGGUGUACUGGGACGGGGCGGUGAGCCCGCCGAAGAUCUUUCCGGUAGGCUUCAAGCCUCGUUCUGAGAAGCAUGCCGAGGUCAUCCGGAGGUCGUACGAGGAUCUGCAGGAGGAGUGGCGUGCAACAGGUCUGCCUGUUGAUGUGCGUUGA
This is a messenger RNA of Postia placenta MAD-698-R-SB12, 1695 nucleotides long. RefSeq lists its product as hypothetical. NCBI's taxonomy places the organism in Eukaryota, Fungi, Basidiomycota, Agaricomycetes, Polyporales, Adustoporiaceae. The record is from RefSeq and is a predicted model, not a curated record. The coding region runs from base 1 to 1695 and encodes 564 amino acids. The transcript is spliced from 8 exons. Gene Ontology annotation, molecular function: iron ion binding; monooxygenase activity; oxidoreductase activity, acting on paired donors, with incorporation or reduction of molecular oxygen.